Tupaia belangeri chinensis (Chinese tree shrew) is the source of this 6361-nucleotide messenger RNA. It is a transcript of the gene ATP7A, whose product is annotated as ATPase copper transporting alpha. Bases 229 to 4731 code for a protein of 1500 amino acids. Gene Ontology annotation, molecular function: ATPase-coupled monoatomic cation transmembrane transporter activity; ATP binding; copper ion binding. Gene Ontology annotation, biological process: monoatomic cation transport. Gene Ontology annotation, cellular component: membrane. The transcript has 23 exons. NCBI's taxonomy places the organism in Eukaryota, Metazoa, Chordata, Mammalia, Scandentia, Tupaiidae. The record is from RefSeq and is a predicted model, not a curated record.
GCCCGCCUUGGCGGCAAGGGGUGGGAAAAGAGACGCGCAGGGAGGAGUUUCUGUCGCCGCCGCCGCCGCUGCCGCCGCCGCCUUCCGCCACAGCCGCCUCCACUACUGUGACUCCUAGUGUGUGAGCUUGGAGACUCCGUGCGAGGGUUUAUCGCUGCCACAGUCUGGGUAGCUCCGGAGCUUCAACCAGAAGACGGAAAAACCAGGAAAUGUAAAGAAGAAAUCAAAAUGGAUUUAAGUAUGGGUGUGAAUUCUGUUACCAUCUCUGUUAAGGGGAUGACAUGCAAUUCCUGUGUUUGGACCAUUGAGCAACAAAUUGGAAAACUGGAUGGUGUACAUCACAUUAAAGUUUCACUGGAAGAAAAAAAUGCAACUAUUAUUUAUGAUCCUAAACUGCAGACUCCAAAAAAACUACAGGAAGCUAUCGAUGACAUGGGCUUUGAUGCCAUUCUCCAUAAUGCCAGCCCUCUCCCUGUUUUAACUGACACUGUGUUUCUGACUAUUACUGCUUCACUGACUCCACAAUGGGAUCAUAUCCAAAGUACAUUGCUCAAGACGAAGGGUGUGGCUGACAUUAAAAUUUCUCCUCAGCAAAGAACUGCAGUAGUGACAAUAAUUCCGUCUAUAGUAAGUGCCAAUCAGAUAAUAGAACUGGUUCCAGAUCUCAGUUUAGAUAUUGGGACACUGGAAAAAAAGUCAGGAUCUUGUGAAGAUAGCUGUAUGGCACAAACAGGUGAAGUUAUGCUGAAGAUGAAAGUGGAAGGGAUGACCUGUCAUUCAUGCACGAGUACCAUUGAAGGAAAAAUUGGGAAACUGCAAGGUAUUCAGCGAAUUAAAGUCUCCCUGGACAACCAAGAAGCUACUAUCAUUUAUCAACCUCAUCUUAUCACAGUAGAGGAAAUAAAAAAGCAGAUCGAAGCUCUGGGUUUUCCAGCGUUCAUCAGAAAACAGCCCAAGUACCUCAAAUUGGGAGCUAUUGAUAUAGAGCGUCUAAAGAACACUCCAGUCAAAUCCUCAGAAGGGUCACAGCAAAAGAGUCCAUCAUGUACCAGCAACUUAACAACCACUUUCAUCAUAGAUGGCAUGCAUUGCAAAUCAUGUGUGUCAAAUAUAGAAAGUGCUUUAUCUACACUCCAGUAUGUGAGCAGCAUAGUAGUUUCUUUAGAGAACAGGUCUGCCAUCGUGAAGUACAAUGCCAAUUCUGUCACUCCAGAAACCCUGAGAAAAGCAAUAGAGGCCAUAUCACCAGGACAAUAUAGAGUUAGUAUUGCAAGGGAAGUUGAGAGUACUGCAAACUCUCCCUCCAGCUCGUCUCUUCAAAAGAUUCCAUUGAAUAUAGUUAGCCAGCCUCUUACUCAAGAAACUGUGAUAAACAUUGGUGGCAUAACUUGUAAUUCUUGUGUGCAGUCUAUUGAAGGUGUCAUAUCAAAAAAGGCAGGUGUAAAAUCUGUAUGUGUCUCCCUUGCAAAUAGCAGUGGUACAAUUGAAUAUGAUCCGCUACUAACCUCUCCAGAAACCUUGAGAGAAGCAAUAGAAGACAUGGGAUUUGAUGCUACCUUGUCAGAUAAGAAUGAUCCAUUGGUAGUCAUAGCUCAGCCUUCACUGGAAAUGCCACUUUUGACCUCAACUAAUGAAUUUUAUCCUAAAAUGAUGACUCCAGUUCAUGACAAAGAGGAGGCAAAGACUUCAUCUAAGUGUUACAUACAGGUGACUGGCAUGACUUGUGCUUCCUGUGUAGCAAACAUUGAACGGAAUUUAAGACGAGAAGAAGGAAUAUAUUCUGUACUUGUGGCCCUGAUGGCUGGCAAGGCAGAAGUAAGGUAUAAUCCUGCUAUCAUACAGCCCCCAAUGAUAGCAGAGUUUAUCCGGGAGCUUGGAUUUGGAGCCACUGUGAUGGAAAAUGCUGAUGAAGGAGAUGGUGUUUUGGAACUUGUUGUGAGAGGAAUGACAUGUGCCUCCUGUGUACAUAAAAUAGAGUCCACUCUCACAAAACACAGAGGGAUCUUCUACUGCUCUGUGGCCCUCGCAACCAACAAAGCACAUAUAAAAUAUGAUCCAGAAAUUAUUGGUCCCAGAGAUAUUAUUCAUACAAUUGAAGGCUUAGGUUUUACAGCUUCUUUGGUCAAGAAGGAUCGGUCAGCAAGUCACCUAGACCAUAAACGAGAAAUAAGACAAUGGAGACGGUCCUUCCUUGUGAGCUUGUUUUUCUGUAUUCCUGUAAUGGGGCUAAUGAUAUAUAUGAUGGUUAUGGACCACCACCGUGCAACUCUUCACCAUAAUCAGAGCAUGAGUAUGGAAGAAAUGAUCAACGUUCAUUCUUCUAUGUUCCUGGAGCGCCCGAUCCUGCCAGGAUUGUCCAUUAUGAAUUUGCUGUCUUUUUUAUUGUGUAUACCUGUACAGUUUAUCGGAGGCUGGUACUUCUACAUUCAGGCUUACAAAGCACUGAAGCAUAAGACGGCAAAUAUGGAUGUACUGAUUGUGUUGGCAACCACCAUUGCAUUUGCCUACUCUUUGGUUAUUCUUCUAGUUGCAAUGUAUGAGAGAGCAAGAGUGAACCCUGUUACUUUCUUUGACACACCUCCUAUGCUCUUUGUGUUUAUUGCACUAGGCCGAUGGCUGGAACAUAUAGCUAAGGGCAAAACAUCAGAGGCUCUUGCAAAGCUGAUUUCACUACAAGCUACAGAAGCAACGAUUGUAACUCUUGACUCUGAUAAUAUCCUCAUAAGUGAAGAACAAGUGGAUGUAGAACUUGUACAACGGGGAGACAUUAUUAAAGUGGUUCCAGGAGGCAAAUUUCCAGUGGAUGGUCGUGUUAUUGAAGGACAUUUUAUGGUAGAUGAAUCGCUCAUCACAGGGGAGGCAAUGCCUGUGGCUAAGAAACCAGGCAGCACCGUGAUUGCUGGUUCCAUUAACCAGAAUGGGUCACUACUUAUUCGCGCAACUCAUGUCGGAGCAGACACAACCCUUUCUCAAAUUGUCAAACUUGUAGAGGAGGCACAAACAUCAAAGGCUCCCAUCCAGCAGUUUGCAGACAAACUCAGUGGCUAUUUUGUUCCUUUUAUCGUUUUCGUUUCUGUUGCUACCCUUGUGGUGUGGAUUAUAAUUGGAUUUCUGAAUUUUGAAAUUGUGGAAACCUACUUUCCUGACUACAAUAAAAGUAUCUCACGAACAGAGAUGAUAAUACGUUUUGCUUUCCAAGCCUCUAUCACAGUUCUGUGUAUUGCAUGUCCCUGUUCACUGUGUUUAGCCACUCCAACUGCUGUGAUGGUGGGUACAGGAGUAGGUGCUCAAAAUGGCAUACUAAUCAAAGGUGGAGAGCCCUUGGAGAUGGCUCAUAAGGUAAAGGUAGUGGUAUUUGAUAAGACUGGAACCAUUACCCAUGGAACCCCAGUAGUGAAUCAAGUGAAGGUUCUAGUGGAAAGUAACAGAAUAUCACGUAAUAAGAUCCUGGCCAUUGUGGGAACUGCUGAAAGUAACAGUGAACACCCUCUAGGAGCAGCUAUAACCAAGUACUGCAAGCAGGAGCUGGACACUGACACCUUGGGUACCUGCAUAGAUUUCCAGGUUGUGCCAGGCUGUGGCAUUAGCUGUAAAGUCACCAAUAUUGAAGGCUUGCUACAUAAGAAUAACUGGAAGAUAGAGGGAAACAAUAUUAAAAAUGCAUCCCUGGUUCAAAUUGAUGCAAGUAAUGAACAGUCAUCAACUUCGUCUUCUAUGAUUAUUGAUGCCCAGCUCUCAAAUGGUCUUAGUGCUCAGCAGUACAAAGUCCUCAUUGGUAACCGGGAAUGGAUGACUAGAAAUGGUCUUGUCAUUAAUAAUGAUGUAGAUGAUUUCAUGACUGAACACGAGAGAAAAGGUCGGACUGCUGUAUUGGUGGCAGUAGAUGAUGAGCUGUGUGGCUUGAUAGCCAUUGCUGAUACAGUGAAGCCUGAAGCAGAAUUGGCUGUCCAUAUUCUGAAAUCUAUGGGCUUAGAAGUAGUUCUGAUGACUGGAGACAACAGUAAAACAGCUAGAUCUAUUGCUUCUCAGGUUGGCAUUACUAAGGUGUUUGCUGAAGUUCUGCCUUCCCACAAGGUUGCUAAGGUGAAGCAACUUCAAGAAGAGGGAAAACGGGUAGCAAUGGUAGGAGAUGGAAUCAAUGACUCCCCGGCUCUGGCAAUGGCUAAUGUUGGAAUUGCUAUUGGUACAGGCACAGAUGUAGCCAUUGAAGCAGCUGAUGUGGUUUUGAUAAGGAAUGAUCUUCUAGAUGUAGUGGCAAGUAUUGACUUAUCAAGGAAGACAGUCAAGAGGAUUCGCAUAAAUUUUGUCUUUGCUCUAAUAUAUAAUCUGGUUGGAAUUCCCAUAGCUGCUGGAGUUUUUAUGCCCAUUGGUCUGGUUUUGCAACCCUGGAUGGGAUCAGCAGCGAUGGCUGCUUCAUCGGUUUCUGUAGUACUUUCUUCUCUCUUCCUUAAACUUUACAGGAAACCAACUUAUGAGAAUUAUGAAUUGCAUGCCCGGAGCCAGAUUAUCCAGAGGAGUCCUUCAGAAAUUAGUGUCCACGUUGGAAUAGAUGACACCUCAAGAAAUUCUCCUAAACUGGGUUUGCUGGACCGCAUUGUUAAUUACAGCAGAGCCUCCAUAAAUUCACUGUUGUCUGACAAACGUUCCUUAAACAGCGUUGUCACCAGUGAACCUGACAAGCACUCACUCCUAGUAGGAGACUUCAGGGAAGAUGAUGACACUGCACUGUAAAAGGCCUGCUGGUUAAACUCUUUAUGCACUGACACAGUACCAUGACACCACCUACACUUAUCAAAAUAUUGUGGGAGGAUUUUAUGUUGGUCUCAUGCUCUUCUUAUAUUAGGUAUUACUAUUUCAGUUGCAUUUGCAGGCAAAAAAGAUCUUUUUCAGGGCUUCAGUUCUGAACCUGGCUUUAUUUAAAAUCAUUUUCUGUUUUUUUUUUUUUUUCAUUAGCAACAGAAAAGGUAAAGCAAUGAAGUUUAUAAUAAGCCCACAAUUAGACAUCGCUGAAUUGCUGCUAAAGUGGUAGAUAAUAUUUUUAUUUGACCAAAAAAAAAAAGAUGGUAAUUAAAAAUUUGAAGAUUUGAGAGCAUGACCUUGGGGAUUUUCUUGAGCCUGUAUUCCUACCCCUUCAAGGAGCAAUGACUUUCAAAGCACUGUAUAAAGCAUCUAGUCCUGGAAGGGAAACAAUUGAAACUGUUUAAAAAUAGAUGUGCCUUAUUUAUCGCAGGCUUUCUCUCCUCCUUAUUCCCUUUGUGUACUUACCCUUGUGGUUUCUUUCUUAGAUAUUCCAGCAUGUCAUAUCUUUUCAUUUGACUGAUUCACGUAUAGCUGUUUUUCGUUCACAAAAAUAACUAACAACUUUCCUAAUAUUUUGUUCCUUUUUUUUUUUUUUUGUAGCUUGAAAGACCUUAAGGGUCUUUAGGGUUCCCUGCCUCCCAUCUCUCCACUGUUGUAAAAACAUAUAUUAAAUUCUUCCUUCAACCUCCCUAGCUCUGUGCUAGCUUUUAAUUCACUCCUGCUGAGUUCAGCUCUCAGUUGUUCUUAGUCUGUCUCAGUCCACAAUAUUUUGAGUCUCUUCUCAAAAGAUUUUUAAAGAUUAGCAGUUAAUCUUUAACAUAUACGGGUCAUAUAAAAUUUCCUGGAUUCACUAAAUUUAUCUUUCUUUGAAUAGAAUGAUGGAGUAAAAUAAUUUUGCUGGUAUAUAUAACUUAAUAGAUGUUUAGUUAUCUUUUAAUAUUUCAGAUAACCUCUCAAAAUGACUUUAAUGCUACUACACAAACCUGCUUUUACCAAAAAAUACAGUAAAUUAUAAUACAAAAAUUAGAAUUUCUCUGGGUUGUGAUAUUUUUUAGCCAAAUACAUACUUUUCUCUACUUUAAACCAUUUACACCUGUUUAGUUGAGGUGGUUGGCAGAUUUAGGGGCUUGUUCCCAUUGUCAUGUGGAUUUAAAAGUUCCUUUGGGAGCUAUCAAUAAUGUGCUGAUCAGAGACUUUAUACUAUGUGACUAUUUACAUUUCCUUGUUAAUUGCAAUAAAUGAAGAGAACUCAUAAAUAAAUUUCUAACAUUCUAUUCCUGGUGCCCUAGGCAAAGCUGCUAGCACAAUGUGUGAGACAUAAGAUUUACAUUCAAUAAAUGUGAGGGUUUUUUUUUCCUCCCCUUGAAGUCAGUAAUAAAUACUAAGAAUCAUUUUUAUAGAGCAAAGUCUAGAAUCAGGUGGAAGUGGAAGAUGAAGUUCUUCCUCUCCUACCCCUUUCACUUUUAUCCUUUUAUAUACAUACAAACAUGUUUACAUUAUUCCAUGCUGUUUUUUCAGGUUUGGGAAAGAUCUCAUUUCUAUCUUAGCUGUCUUAGAGAAC